Lagopus leucura (white-tailed ptarmigan) is the source of this 2439-nucleotide messenger RNA. It is a transcript of the gene DDX20, whose product is annotated as DEAD-box helicase 20. Gene Ontology annotation, biological process: spliceosomal snRNP assembly. The record is from RefSeq and is a predicted model, not a curated record. Gene Ontology annotation, cellular component: SMN complex. Bases 4 to 2307 code for a protein of 767 amino acids. Gene Ontology annotation, molecular function: RNA helicase activity; RNA binding; ATP binding. Lineage: Eukaryota; Metazoa; Chordata; Aves; Galliformes; Phasianidae. The transcript is spliced from 11 exons.
AAGAUGGCGGCGCCCACUGAGGGCCGGUUCCGCACCCGCGACGUGCUGCUGCCCGGCGGCCCGCCUGAUUUCGGCUCGCUGCUGCUGUCGCCGCCGGUGCUGGCGGGACUGGAGGCGGCUGGGUUCCACAGGCCGUCGCCCGUCCAGCUGAAGGCCAUCCCGCUGGGGCGCUGCGGGCUGGAUCUCAUCGUGCAGGCAAAGUCCGGAACCGGUAAAACGUGCGUUUUCUCCACCAUCGCCUUGGACGCACUGUUGCUUGACAGCACGGUCACUCAGGUUCUUAUCUUGGCUCCCACACGAGAGAUCGCUGUGCAGAUUCAUGCUGUUAUCACAACAAUUGGGAUAAAGAUGGAAGGUUUGGAAUGCCAUGUCUUCAUUGGAGGGACUCCUUUGAGCCAGGACAAAGUCAGACUGAAGAAAUGCCACAUAGCAGUUGGCUCUCCAGGUCGAAUAAAACAGCUCAUAGAGUUGGACUACUUGAACACGGCCAGUAUUCGGCUCUUCAUUCUUGAUGAAGCAGACAAGCUUCUGGAAGAAGGCAGCUUUCAGGAGCAAAUCAAUUGGAUUUACUCUUCGCUGCCAGCCAAUAAACAGAUGCUUGCUGUUUCAGCUACUUACCCUGAGUCAUUAGCUAAUGCAUUGACAAUGUACAUGAGAGAGCCAACGUUUGUGAGGCUGAAUCCCACUGACCCAAGUCUCAUUGGGUUGAAGCAGUAUUACAAAAUUGUGAAUUCCCAUCCACUUCCACAUAAAACAUUUGAGGAAAAAACCCAGCACCUGCAAGAGUUGUUCAGCAAGAUUCCAUUUAAUCAAGCGUUAGUCUUCUCAAAUUUGCAUAGCAGGGCUCAACAUCUAGCUGAAAUACUAACAUCCAGAGGCUUUCCUGCUGAGUGCAUUUCAGGCAGCAUGAAUCAAAGCCAGCGGCUCGAUGCUAUGGCUAAACUAAAGCAAUUCCAUUGUAGAGUUCUGAUUUCCACAGACUUGACAUCUCGUGGAAUCGAUGCUGAAAAAGUGAACCUGGUCAUCAAUCUGGAUGUCCCAGUAGAUUGGGAAACGUACAUGCAUCGUAUCGGCAGAGCCGGGCGCUUUGGAACUUUAGGCUUAUCUGUGACGUACUGCUGCCGUGGAGAGGAGGAAAACAUGAUGAUGAAAAUUGCUCAGAAAUGUAACCUACGGCUUCUUCCUUUACCUGAGCCUAUUCCUCCUGGAAUGAUGGAUCAGUUUGAAGAUGGGGAGGUUGAAGUCAAACCUGUUGUAUACACAGGUGCUUCAGUAAAUUCUGACACUGUGUGUCUUAAACCAGAAGAACCAGUACUUCAGCCUGUCCAAAAUAAUUCUGCAGAGGUACCUCAGCCUCAUUCUAAUCUUCAGGUUGGUAAUUCUUCUGUAGAGAAGCCAAAAAAUGCUUUGGAACAAAAGCAGGUGAAAAAGUACACAAAUUCUGCCAAGGUGGAAAAAAGCAGCAGAAACUCCAAAACCUCCAGCUGCAAUAGAAAGCAAAAGAAUCAAGUAGAAACUGUCUCCAGAACGGCUGAGCCAAAUAGCACAGAGGUUCCAGAUGAGGAAGCCUUAAAGAGAAAUCUGCCCAAAAUUCCAUGCUUAUCAUCUUUCAAAAACCAACAGAACAGUCCUUGGAACUUUUCAGAGCUUGUUGAAGACUAUGAAUACUUCAUUAAAGAAGGGUUGGAGAGAGAUGUUGAAAUUUUAAGAAGCUAUUCAGGCCCAGGAGAUCAAUGUGAACUCCCCAGAAAUGGCGGUAUAGAGUGGAAAGAGGUGGAACAUAAUAGGGACACGGUAGCAAACGACGUUCUGUCUGAUGACAGUGAUGCUUCAUGCAGUUCAAGGGCUUCCUCUCACAGUAGUGGAAGUAACUCAUGCUUCGAAGCAUUUUCAGACAGGCAGGCUAAAAAUGCUGUCCCCACCACCUGUCAGGGUCUUACAGGCUUUUGUCCCACACCAGGGAAGCUGAAGGAGCAAUCACAAGUCCCAAAGCAAAAUCAGGUGAAAAAGAAAGCUCUGAAACAAAAUGCCAAAGAAAAGAAAAAACAUUCCCAUCAGUACCCUAAUCCUGUCCCAAGAAAGACUGGAGAUGGGUCCUCCUGUGGCUCUUGGGAUGAUGGUGUUCCUGGCUUUCCUCACGAGGCAUGGAGUUACGAAGACUACUGGAAAUCUUACUAUCAAGCAUGGCAGAACUACUAUGCUGCAGUUUCUCACUUUCACUACAGGAAAAGUUACAGACACUUGAUGUGGAUGAAUGCUUAUGUCAACUCGGUCUACUUUCAGGAACUGCUGGAAAGUGGUGAUUAAUGUACUGACAUUGUUUGAGUGAAGUAAACUGCUGCCUUUUUCAUGAGCAGGAUGUGUCUAGGUAAAUGUUUUAUAUGCAUUCCAGCAGUGGUGUUACAAGUUGUUAAUAAAAUGAAAUGGCAGACAACUAAA